GGAAUCAUCAGCGGAUUUUGUAAAAAGCAAGUCGUUUUAAACACAGCAAGUUAUGAAUAUAAAUUUUGUUGGACAGCGUUUGACCAGUGCGCACGUUUGCUGAGUGUGCACCUUAGGAUAUUAACAAAAUCCUUGACUGUGUCGUGUGCUUUAGUUCUCAGCGUCGAGGUGAUAAGAACGGUCUCAACGAUUGUCGUUCGGAAGAAAUUUUUAAAGUUGUAUUUGAAGUGUUGAGUGAAAAUUAAAAAAUAAAAAAGUUUGAAUAUACCCAAAAGAAAAUGUAAUUAAUAACGGACUUAAAAGAAUAAGAUGAGACCCGUUUCGGACGAAUAGAACACGUUUCGGUAAAGAGAUGGACUUACGACGGGAGAAAUGAGUGCGGGCUUCGCUGCGGUCGAAGUUUUCCUUUUGUUUUUCGCCACCGGCGAAGCGAUUCUUCACGGUUAUGGGUCGGGAGAUGGCAAUUCGAAGAUGCAGCAGAUCGACGACGAACCGUCUUUCGGAUGUCAAUGGUUAGGAGGAAUGGGAUCUGCCCUUGAAUGUACAUGUUCAGAUGAUACAACGCAGGUAAUGGUAAUUCAAGAAGACUCGUUUCUGUACCACGACCUUAACGCCAUAAGAAUAAGAAAAUGUCCGGUGGUUACAUUUGGUGAAAAUUCAAUUAAAACAAUGCGCACCCUUCGAGAAAUUGAAUUAAGCGAUAUUUCCGAGUUAAAUUUAAAUGAGAGAUGUUUUCAUUGGGAAGGAUAUGCAGCGGCAAUUGAUUUAAACACUCCUUCGUUAAAAGUAAUAGUGAGAAACACAACGAUUAAACAAAUAGCCAGUUACAGUUUUAUGGGUAAAAUCAAUAGGAUAGAAUUUGACAAAACUAAAAUAGAAAAUAUAGCCCCAUUCGCGUUUUCUUCGAUUAGUCAAAGUCAAAACAUAGCGUUUUACAAUUCGCAUAUAAUUAACAUGCAACCUUCAGCGUUUAAAAAAUUUUCCACUGAAAAUUUAAAUAUUCAUAAUUCGAAGUUUGAAUAUUUACCCAGUCGAUCAUUCUCGGAUUUAAUCGUAUGGGACAAUUUUAUGAUAAGCAAUACUAAUAUGACAACGGUCCACCCAGGAGCAUUUAUAAUAGAUAAUCCACAAAGAUUUGAAGUUACCAAUAGUAAUUUUUCCCAUUUAGACGGCGAAGCUUUUAGAAUAAUGACUCGAGGCGAUGUUGUUUUUCGAAGCUGCAUUCUUAACACAACUUAUAGUCCCUUUAUCGGGAUCAGCUUAAACCUCCGCGACACUUCAGUACGAAAGCUGAUUAUAUUAGAUAACGUCAUGUUCAACGAGAUAACAACAAAAACAUUUAAAAUAAACACCACCGGAUUCGAUUUAAAGAUCAACAACAUAUUUACUCAAGAACCGUGUGAUUGUAGGAGAAUAACUCAAUUAGAAAACGAUUACCAAUUGGAAAGCAUUUAUUGUUUCGAAGACACCCCGACUAGUUACCAAGAAUACAAAGGCUCGAGUUGUUCCAUCUUAGCUAGCAACGCGACGUUAAUCAUCGUUUUAUGUACGGCAUUAAUAUUAGUGAUUUUAAUCGGCACCGGAUUAUGGUGUUAUUUUAAAAAGGUUUAUAGAUGCGAUAAAUAUGGAGAAGAAAAAAACGAUAAAUCAGGAAAAUUAAAUAUGAUUGUACCGGAUGGAAGAACAUAUAGAGAAACUGAAUUACAUGUUAUUGUAGAACGAACUGAUUUGCUCACUACGGAUUUGUAGAUAUUAUUUUGUUAAGUUGUAGAUCUCUUGUACAUUUUUAUUUAUUAUGUUAUUUCUGUGUUGUAGCAUCAGUAUUCCUAGACGUUAAAAAGAUAAUAAUAAAGUGAGGCUUUAAUGUU
Molecule: messenger RNA, 1868 nt
Organism: Onthophagus taurus
Lineage: Eukaryota; Metazoa; Arthropoda; Insecta; Coleoptera; Scarabaeidae
Source: RefSeq, a predicted model, not a curated record